AUGGUGCAAGUAUUCAAGAGUGAUUCUCAGGCAUACGGCCAACUAAUCAGAGUACUCUCGAUCGAUGGCGGUGGAGUUCGAGGCAUAAUCCCGGGCGUAAUCCUCGGUUUUCUCGAAUCCGAGCUUCAGAAGCUCGACGGGCCCCAUGCUAGGAUUGCCGACUAUUUCGACGUGGUUGCCGGAACGAGCACUGGAGGGCUCGUCACCGCCAUGCUCACGGCUCCUGACCGAGAAAACAGGCCAUUGUUCACGGCAAAAGAAGUCAAGGAUUUCUAUCUUCAACAUUGCCCCAAGAUUUUCCCCCAAAGGAGGGGUAAUAUCGUGAGCCGAUGCGUGAAAUCGCUUUGGGGACCAAAGUACGACGGGAAGUAUUUGCACGCGCUUCUUAAGGAGAAGCUUGGGGACACGAGACUUAACGAGGCUCUCACGAAUGUCGUGAUUCCAACUUUCGAUAUAAAUAAGCUGCAGCCCACGAUUUUCUCGACUUAUGAGGGGAAAAACCGGUCGAGUUUGAAUGCGCCACUCUCAGAUAUAUGCAUAGGGACUUCGGCUGCUCCGACUUAUCUGCCCGCGCAUUACUUUGAAACCGAGGGCUCGUUAGGGAAAACGAGGCAGUUCAACCUCAUUGAUGGCGGUGUUUUCGCUAAUAACCCGACUUUGUGUGCAAUAGAGCAAAUCAUAAAGAACGAGAUGAAAACACAGCAAAACAGCAGCCUCUUUGCAAACGAGCAUGGCCGUUUCUUGGUUCUCUCACUCGGGACAGGCUCGCCUAAGCGUAAGGAGAAAUACUAUGAGGCGAAGAAAGCAAGAAAGUGGGGCCCGCUCGGGUGGUUGUUCAGCUGCGGCUCGACUCCUCUACUCGACGUGCUUACUCAGGACUUGACCGAUUAUCACAAUCCUGUUGUGCUUCAGACACUACAUUCUCAAGAAAACUACCUCAGAGUUCAUGACGAUACGUUGACUGGAGUAGCGUCUUCGUUAGACGUGGCAAGUGAGAAGAAUUUGAGUCGACUCGUGAAAGUCGGGGAAAGUUUGCUAAAAAAACCGGUCUCGAGAGUUGAUUUGGAGACAGGAGUUCUUGUGCCCGCUGGUCAGGGAACAAAUGAGGAGGCAUUGAUUAGGUUAGCAGGCAUACUUUCGAAGGAGAAACGGAUUCGAGAUGCGAAAUCGAGCGAUGUUCGUGGUGACACCGGAUGA
Molecule: messenger RNA, 1197 nt
Organism: Striga hermonthica
Lineage: Eukaryota; Viridiplantae; Streptophyta; Magnoliopsida; Lamiales; Orobanchaceae
Source: the annotation of a GenBank genome assembly